Messenger RNA from Rhodofomes roseus, 1593 nucleotides. RefSeq lists its product as uncharacterized. The coding region runs from base 262 to 1485 and encodes 407 amino acids. NCBI's taxonomy places the organism in Eukaryota, Fungi, Basidiomycota, Agaricomycetes, Polyporales, Fomitopsidaceae. The transcript has 6 exons. The record is from RefSeq and is a predicted model, not a curated record.
CCUUCCAGUGCCCGCCCAGCGAUAUUUGGAAUCCGGAUACAACACAGCUAUUACGACUGUGACCGGCGCCUCACACAGCAUACCACCCUUCAUAUAGCCUGCGCUGCAAAUGCAAGAACGCGAGCCCGCAUGAUACCAUGUACUACAGUUGGGUGUAUUAUACAGCCAGUUUCAGAGGUAUACGUUGGACGAGGUAUUUAGUCGUGGGCAGACAUCACAGUGCGGACCAAGCGGAGACUCUUCUGCUUGUGCUUGCUACCCAUGACUACCGCCUGCGUUCAUUCAAACUCAUCUUCUCGAAUUCAGGAGGCAAAUAUGCUAGGAAUGGCCUUAUCAAUGCUGGCGUACGGUGCCCAUGCUGCCUUCUUCUCCUGCGUCCUAAGACACUUUCUGCGACCUCUCUCAUCCCGUAUAAACGGCCGAUUCUUUGCGUGUACAUGUUACUUGUUUACUAUCGCAACACUCAGUAUCGUUCUGCAACUCGUCUGUGAUAUCAAGAUCUUCUUCGGGAGUAGUGACAACCUGGAUGUGACCGAGUUAUUCACUACAUACACCCCCACGAACAAACUCAGUCUUGCCGUCACCAUGAUAUAUCUCGUCCUCCAUUGGUCUUCCGACGCGUUACUGCUCUGGAGAUGCAGCAUGAUUUGUCAUAAUGCGCCAUCAGUAUGGAUGCCUAUGGGCACUAUACUUGUUGGACUCGUCGUCACUGGGUCCUAUUUCCGUCAUGACCUCACAGGUUUGAUCAUGACCUGGACCACCACACCAUCUACGCCAGGCCUAGUCUACCUCGGUGUCGCACUCGGUUACAACCUUAUUUUGCCUGCCAUCAUGGUCAUCCGGAUCUACCGUGUCUCGCGAGAGCUGCGAGGAUUCUGGAAAUCAACAGAGCCGCGGAACGUCUAUGGCUUUGUGAUCAGUGUUAUGUUCGAGGCGACCGCAUUCUACGCAGCAGUGGCCAUCAUCACAAUUGUGACGAUCGCGAUCGAUACCUCUAUGCGAGCUGCACUACUGCCUUUGCUUGGGCAGAUGCAGGCUAUUCCAUCAUUGUUACUCACUGCUCGUGCAGUCCAACUCAGGGACGCUCCGAAAGAUUCCGUUCGGAAAACGGUGCCCACCAGUCUUCAGUUCGAUGUACAGGAUGCUCUGGAGAAGGCCUCUUUACACCUAGAGCCUGCGUCACGACCGACGUCACCCACCACCCCGGCGGACGUCUCGGAAAUACUCGAAUCUAUAGUGAUCAUUCCUAGGCGACAACCAGCGACAGAUAUCAGCUCUUUCACAUAUUCACAUUCCAGCGAGCGCAGGCGGAGUCGAGAUUGCGGACCCCUGGAAUUGCGGCCUCCUGAGCCACUGUUUUCUUGGGGUCCAGAUACCCCUACAAGCUGUGGUAGCGACUCGGAUGCUGAAUUAGGCUAUCCGAAUGGUCUGCCAGAUCCGUGGGGAACGCCGCAACCUCCACCGAUGGCUCGAAUCAGGAGUUGACCUCCGGAUACAUUGUAUGUAUGUCGCCAAAUAGACCAUCCCUUCGCGUUACAAUGAGCGAUAGUGAAAAUGUCAAACUCGCUGCUCUGUGCCAGUGCGGUCGCUUCC